Messenger RNA from Notolabrus celidotus (New Zealand spotty), 1576 nucleotides. RefSeq lists its product as uncharacterized. Gene Ontology annotation, molecular function: transmembrane signaling receptor activity. Gene Ontology annotation, biological process: cell surface receptor signaling pathway. The record is from RefSeq and is a predicted model, not a curated record. NCBI's taxonomy places the organism in Eukaryota, Metazoa, Chordata, Actinopteri, Labriformes, Labridae. The coding region runs from base 57 to 827 and encodes 256 amino acids. The transcript has 5 exons.
UGUUGUCAGGAUGUGGUAACUUCAAAACUAACCUGACAGAAAACAUCAUACUCAAGAUGGAGAUCACACCUCUCUACCUGCUGCUCUCCACACUGAGGGUCACUCCCAACAGACUUCAGUUCUUUCAGUAUGAAACCUUCUAUACGAAGUGUGAACCGUCGACCAACUCCAGCAGAACCUGGACGGUGAAAAGAAACACCUCCUUCAGCAAAUCUGAGCCGUGUGAUGAUAGCUGGGGGAUCCUGGGUCCAUCUUCCUGCAAUAUUCGGCAUCCUCAUAAAUCCUUCUCUGGAGCAUACUGGUGUGAGUCUAAGGAGGGGGAUCGCAGCAACAUUGUCAACAUCAUAGUGACAGGAGGUGUUGUGAUUUUGGAGAGUCCAGCUCUUCCUGUGACAGAGGGAGAUAAAGUGACUCUUCGCUGCUCCUACAAGACAAAAGGGCAACAAAAAGCUACAUCAAAGUUUCCUGCAAGUUUCUUCAAAGACCAGGUCUUCAUCGGUAAUGUUUCAGCAGGAGAGAUGGUCCUGCCAACCGUGUCCCUGUCUGAUGAAGGCUCCUAUAAAUGCAAACACCCCUCCAAGAAGGAGUCCCCGGAGAGCUGGCUGGCAGUGAGAGCUCGGCCUCCACAGACCCUUACUGCUACUCCUACUCCUCCUCCUCCUCCUUCUCUUUUUCACUUCAUGUCUCUGCCCAACCUGGUGUGCAUCAUCCUGCUGUUCAUGCUCUACACAAUCAUACUCUUUGUGUGUAUACACGUGUACCGCCAGAGGGCUCGAGCUCGAGCUGAUGCCAAAAGACGAGAUUCUGAUCGCCUUCCACUGGAAUGAAGACAAACAGAACCUCCUGAUGAAGUCAACCAAUGAUAGUAGUCUGAUUUUUAUCCAUAUAAGUUUUAAAGUUGUCUGUUCUCUAAUUCUUCAAUAAUCAGCUUCAUGCAUUAGACUAAAAAAAGAGCUUGAUGUUUUAUCACUUGCAUUUCUUUCUAGAACUACUUCAAUCUGUACCUACAGUCAUGGACCAAAGUAUUGACACCAUUGGAAAUUUUCCAGAAAAUACACAUUUCCUCCCAGAAAUUGAUGCAAUUACAAAUGUUUUUGUUAUACAUAAGUUUAUUGCAUUAACAUACAUUGGAACAACACAAAAAAAAUGAAGAAAAAAGCCAGAAAUGACAUAAUUUUGACAAGGACAAUGACCCAAAGCAUACCAAAAAAAAGCACCAAGAAAUGGUUGGAGACAAAGCGCUGGAGAGUUCUGAAGUGGCCAGCAAUGAGUCCAGAUCUAAAUCCCUUUGAACACCUGUGGAGAGAUCUGCUGUUGAAAGAAGGCCCCCUUCAAAUCUGAGAGACCUGGAGCAGUUUGCAAAAGCAGAGGGGUCCAAAGUUCCAGUUGAGAGGUGUAAGAAGCGUGUUGAUGGUUAUAGGAAGGGAUUAGUUUCAGUUAUUAUUUACCAAGGGUGUGUGACCAAAUGUUAAAUUGAGGGUGCCAACAAUUUGGGCUUUUUUCUUCUGUUUUUUUGUAUUGUUCCAAUCAAUCAUCAAUCAAUCAAUCAACCUUUAUUUGUAUAGCGCCAAACGUU